UGAAGCAUGCAUAACGUUAUCAAUGGCGGGACAAAAAUAUCGUUAAUAUAUUAUUUUCGAAUCGCGAGACUGAUGAAGAAGGGGCUCGUGGAGGGAAAACAGACAUUUGCGCGUGAGUGAUAUGCAUUGCUGUGCAAAAAACACAUGACAAACAGCGAAUAAGUUGUUCUACAGUCACCGGCAGUAUGGACCCCGGUGUGCUUAUAUUUUUACUAUACAUAAUGAUAGCGCACGAGCUGGUCUGUGGACUGAUGCAGUAUAGAAGAGAAGCAGCUAAGCCACAUAAACGCCUGAUGCGGUGCACCAGUUGCGUGUAGUGACGCUGGUGGCAUUGCAAUUGCACACUUCAACUUUAGGAUGUCUGUGGAACCAGAGUUUUUGGAAAGGUUGGUAACAAUGCCACAGCAAUGAAGACAGAUUGGAAGAACAGGUUAUAUGGCACUGCAUGUUUUUUCUUUGCAUCAUUGCUAUCUCUCUUUAUAGUAAGUGGUGAUGUGUCAAGUAAGAUGCAAACAUGCAAUUUCUAUUUAAGGAAUUAAGACCAUGUUUGUUCAUUGGAUUUUUGCAGUGGCCAGUAUAUUAAUCAGCUUUAGUAAUCAGGUAAUUUACUGAGUUGUUAUGCCCAGUUCAGCAGGUCUCCAACAGAAGUCCUUCAACAGAAGACUUGGCUCAUCAGAUGUGAAUUGGACUGUAAAAAUUCUGGUCCUCUGCGCCUUCUUUGUGCUGAUGUUUCUCUUUACAGUGGAAAACAAAAUCCUCACAUUAACCAUAGUGUGUACUCUUGUGAGUAUGGGAACUGAGGUGAGAAGGAUUUAUUUGUCAUCGAAAAGACUGACCAUAUUCAAAAUCAGCAUAAUAAAUGGAUAAUUCACCCAAAAAUGAAAAUUCUGUCAUCAUUUACUCUCCUUCAUGUUGUUCCAAACUUUUUUUCACAGAACAGAAAAUAAUGUUGGGCAGAAUGUUAGCCUCAGACACUAUUCACAUCCAUUUUAUGGAGAGAAAAAAAAAAGAUGCAAUGAAAGUGAGUGGAGACAGGCUAGCAUUCUGCCAAACAUUUCCUGUUGUAUGUUGCAUGGCUUUAAUUUUAUUUUUCUUUCUGAUUGCACUUCUGUUCUUAGAACAGUUGUGCCAAACAAACCAAUCGUACAAAAUUGCCACAACAAUGCAGAGUGUUUAGGUGAACAGUCGAAUUGGAUGUGCAGUUGAAGUCAGAUGUUUACACACACCUUAGCCAAACACAUUUAAACUCAGUUUUUCACAGUUCCUGACAUUAAAUUGUAGAAAACAUUCCCUGUCUUAGGUCAGUUAGGAUCACUGCUUUAUUUUAAGAAUGUGAAAUGUCAGAAUAAUAGUAGAGAGAAUGAUUUAUUUCAGCUUUUAUUUCUUUCAUCACAUUCUCAGUGGGUCAGAAGUUUACAUACAAUUUGUUAGUAUUUGGUAGCAUUGCCUUUAAAUUGUUUAACUUUAGUCAAACAUUUUGGGUAGCCUUCCACAAGCUUCUCACAAUAAGUUGCUGGAAUUUUGUCCCAUUCCUCCAGACAGAACUGGUGUAACUGAGUAAGGUUUGUAGGCCUCCUUGCUCGCACACGCUUUUUCUGUUCUGCCCACAAAUUUUCUAUCGGAUUGAGGUUUGGGCUUUGUGAUGGCCACACUUUGUUGUCCUUAAGCCAUUUUGCCACAACUUUGGAGGUAUGCUUGGGGUCAUUGUCCAUUUGGAAGACCCAUUUGCAACCGAGCUUUAACCUAAUGGAUGAUGUCUUGAGAUGUUGCUUCUAUAUAUCCACAUAAUUUUCCUUCCUCAUGAUGCCAUCUAUUUUGUGAAAUGUACCUGUCCCUCCUGCAGCAAAGCACCCCCACAACAUGAUGCUGCCACCCCCAUGCUUCACAGUUGGGAUGGUGUUCCUCGGCUGGCAAGCCUCACCCUUUUUCCUAACAUAACGAUGGUCAUUAUGGCCAAAACGUUACAUUUUUGUUUCAUCAGACCAGAGGAAAUCUCUCCAGAAAGUAAGAUCUUUGUCCCCAUGUGCACUUGCAAACUUUAGUCUGGCUUAUUUAUGGAGAUUUUGGAGCAGUGGCUUCUUCCUUGCGGAACAGCCUUUCAGGUUAUGUUGAUAUAGGACUCGUUUUACUGUGGAUAUAGAUACUUGUCUACCUGUUUCCUCUAGCAUCUUCACAAGGUUCUUUGCUGUUCUGGGAUUGAUUUUCACUUUUCACACCAAACUACGUUCAUCUCUAGGAGACAGAAUGCAUCUCCUUCCUGAGCGGUAUGAUGGCUGCGUGGUCCCAUGGUGUUUAUACUUGUGUACUGUUGUUUGUACAGACAAACGUGGUACCUUCAGGCAUUUGGAAAUUGCUCCCAAGGAUGAACCAGACUUGUGGAGGUCCACAAUUUUUUUUUCUGAGGUCUUGGCUGAUUUAUUUUGAUUUUCCCAUGAUGUCAAGCAUUGGACACUGAGUUUGAAGGUAGGCCUUAAAAUACAUCCACAGGUACUCCUCCAAUUGACUCUAAUCAGCCUAUCAGAAGCUAAUUGGCUAAUUGCCUAAAGGCUUUGACAUCAUUUUCUGUAAUUUUCCAAGCUGCUUAAAGGCACAGUUAACUUAGUGAGUGUAAACAUCUGACCCACUGGAAUUGUGUUAAAGUCAAUGAAAAGUGAAACAAUCUGUCUGUAAACAAUUGUUGGAAAAAUUACUUUUGUCAUGCCAAAAUAUAUUUUGCUAAUAUGAAAUCUGUGGAGUGGUUAAAAAAUUAGUUUUAAUGACUUAAACCUAAGUGUAUGUAAACUUCUGAAUUCAACUGUAUAUGACUUGUAUGUGGAUGUAAUGACUGCUUUGUCAUCCAAGGGUGCAUUUAGGGUUGGACAUCAUUCAUCAGGUAUAUCUUACGUCACAUGCAUGCCAUAUAAGCUUGAUUACAGGCUGCCUUUAUCUUGACUGAUUCAGCAAACAGAUUUCAGCCUUCAUAUGAAGUGGAGCCAAUUACAACAUCAUAUAAACUUCUCUGAAUUCAUUGUUUACCGUAAACUGGUCCAGUAUGUCUUGCGUAUCUGACAGUUCUGGUCUCAACAAGGCCCUGCGCCAGCAAUACCUCAAUCUGCCUCAGGGAGGCUUCUGUCAGAUCACUUAUAUCUGGAUUGAUGGCUCAGGAGAGGGUCUGCGUAAUAAGACUCGAACCAUGGAUUCUGAACCAAAGAGUAUCGCUGAUCUGCCAGAAUGGAACUUCGAUGGUUCCAGCACAGGGCAGGCUAUAGGAUCCAACAGCGACAUGCUUCUGAUUCCAGUCAGCAUGUUCAGGGACCCCUUCCUUUUGGACCCUAACAAACUAGUCCUGUGUGAGGUGCUCAAGCACACCCGAGAACCUGCAGAAUCAAACCAUCGUAACUGCUGUAACAAGAUCAUGGAGAAGGUCAAAGAGCUCCACCCUUGGUUUGGCAUGGAACAAGAGUAUACUCUUUUUGGAGUGGAUGGACACCCUUUCGGCUGGCCCAGACUUGGCUACCCCAAGCCACAAGGUCCAUAUUACUGCAGUGUUGGUGCUGACAGGGCUUUUGGCAGAGACAUUGUGGAGUGCCAUUAUAAAGCCUGUCUGUACGCUGGCAUCAAAAUCUGUGGCACUAACGCAGAGGUCAUGCCCUCUCAGUGGGAGUUCCAGGUGGGGCCAUGUGAAGGUAUUGAGAUGGGAGAUCACCUGUGGAUGGCCCGUUUCCUGCUAAACAGGGUGUGUGAAGAUUUUGGGGUGGUGGCCAGUCUGGAUCCAAAACCCAUGAAAGGAGAUUGGAAUGGAACUGGUUGCCACACCAAUGUGAGCACUGUGCACACCAGAGCGAAAGGAGGAAUUGAACAUAUCGAGAAAGCCAUCGAGAAACUGAGAAAGCGGCAUGCAGAGCAUAUUCGUGUUUACGACCCACAAGGUGGUGAGGAUAACAAGCGCCGCCUCACAGGUCUUCAUGAGACCUCCAGCAUCCAUGAUUUCUCCGCAGGUGUUGCCAACCGGGGGGCCAGCAUCCGUAUUCCCCUCCAGGUGGGUCAGGACAAAUGCGGUUACUUUGAGGAUCGCCGUCCUGCUGCCAACUGUGACCCAUAUUCCGUGACCUGCGCAAUCGCUCGCACCUGCAUGCUGGAAGAGGAAGAUGUCCAUGAAUUGGAAUAAUAAUUUCUAAAUUAUAAAUAGCAAUGGUUUUAGUAUGCCAGGUUGAGGGCAUAGAAUUAUAUUUAUUACAUUACCCCAUUUUUUGAGGUUUGCAUUCUCUGUAAAACAUACACUACACAUAAUAUUACAAUCUUAAUUUGAAAACCUAUAUAAUAUAUCUAUAUUAUAUAGAUAUUAGCAAUUCAUAAUUACAUGUUCUUUCAACCAUUAGAAUCUCAGUUAUCUACACUUGAAAAAUGAAUGGUUUGGUUGACAGCCUUUGGCAAUCCUAAAUAGUAUAAAAAUAAAGAAUCACCAUGUGUUUUUCCAUGUUUGUGUUGAAGUUACAAUACGUAUCGAUGAUUGGAAAGGUUAAUGUUAUUAAAAUGAAUUGUAUUCCAAAAUGUAUCUACCUGCUACAGUCCCUACCUGUAGAUGUCCCCCUCUCUUAUUUCAAGCAAUUCGAUAGCAUAGCGAAGUCCUUCAUUUGGAAUGGUAAACGUCCCAGAUUGCAUUUUAAUAAGUUACAUAGGCCGAUUGACAAAGGUGGGCUAGGCCCACCCAAGAUUUUGUUUUAUUACUAUGCGUUCAGUCUCAGACAUUUGGCUCAUUGGUCACUUCCACCUGAGAGAGCCCCUCCCUGGUUUGUUAUUGAACAGGCAGUUCUUGCCCCUAUUUCGCCAUUACAAAGCAUCUCUAUCAAACUAAUUGGAAGAGUUAAAUUACACCCCGUUAUUUCGCAUUUACACUCGGUAUGGACUAAAGUGUCCAGAUUGUUUAAAUUGGACACUUAUUUAAAUGUUGCCUCAAGCAUAUGGCAGAACCCAAGAUUAUGUAUUGGCAAGUCCCCUUUCUGCUGGCCAGAGUGGAUUGUGAGGGGGGUUGCUACACUCGGUUACCUAUAAGUGGAGUGUUGAGAUCGUUUGAAAACUUGGUCCAACAUUUUGGGAUCCCCAGACCUCAGUUUUAUAGGUAUUUACAAUUGCGCCACCUGCUUUGUACUAUUUUUGGGCGUAGCACACACCCCCCUAAGGAGGCAGAUACUUUGGGAGAGGUGAUUGCGGCUUUUGGAAAAGGUCAUGAGGCAUCAGUGUACUGCUCCCUGUUAAUUCGGAGUAUGGGGGAUGGAGCUUUAACUUCUAUUAAGAAAUUAUGGGAGAAAGAUUUGAAUUUGGUAUUGGAGGAUGGAGUGUGGACUAAGAUUCUGAAAAAUGUCAAGUCUGCAUCUAGAGAUGCAAGGGUUCGCCUUAUGCAAUUUAAGAUUUUACAAAGAUUUUGUUGGACCCCCUCUAGAUUAUAUAGGCUUGGUCUUAAAGACACACCCACCUGCUGGCGAUGCCAAUCAGAAGUUGGAGACACAGCCCAUGUUUUUUGGGGAUGUGUUAAGAUCCAAGAUUUUUGGUUAAAGAUUCAGAAUAAUUUGCAUGACAUUCUGGGCACUCAAAUUUUACUUUGCCCCAGACUUUGCAUUUUGGGCGAUGGGGAAGUUAUAAAUUCGGGCGACAAAUAUAUUGGAUAAAAAAUUGGAUUCUUACUGGCGUGAUGAUCGGUAGACAAAUUAUUUUAAGGGGAUGGAAGUCAGACGGAGUGCCACCAUUUCCGGAGUGGUGUGCGGAGAUGGGGAGGGUGGCGGCUUAUGAGAAGAUUAUAGAUGGAAGGCUGGGGCUGGAGGACUUAUUUUUCAGGAAGUGGGGUAGGUAUUUGGCAGUUUUGGAGGACUCUAGGGGAAGGGAUGAGGAGGGAGAUGUUUAGUUUAAUUAUGUAUAUAUAUAUAUAUAUAUAAUUUUUUAUUUAACAAUAAUAUUGUAUUGUUUGUGUGUGUGUGUAUUUUAUGUGACCACA
Molecule: messenger RNA, 5968 nt
Organism: Myxocyprinus asiaticus (Chinese sucker)
Lineage: Eukaryota; Metazoa; Chordata; Actinopteri; Cypriniformes; Catostomidae
Product: glutamine synthetase-like
Exons: 9
Coding region: 3032-4147 (371 amino acids)
Cellular component (GO): cytoplasm
Molecular function (GO): glutamine synthetase activity
Source: RefSeq, a predicted model, not a curated record